AUGCCUUUGCAGGUAACGAUUGUCGGCUGCUACCGACCGCUUGUACAAUCGUACAACGUAGCGGAACACAGACUGGACUACAUCAAACUGGGCGAAGGUCGUGAGUAUAACUAUCACUACAACGAUGGCGUUUCGUCCGGGUUUGAUAAGCGCAAGUUCUACAAGCGCCCGCAGGCCUUCAACUUCAAGCAGCCAUACACAUUCAAAAACUUCCCAUCUCCGGUCGAGCAGAUCGCCACGAACGAGUUCCAGUCCCAUGUCCCCGAGCAGGCGUCCUACGUGAAGCAGGAAAGUUUACUGCCUGUGUACGAAUCGCACGAGAAGAGCGUCCACUAUGUGCCGGUGGACUAUUCCUUGCCGAAGGCAACCGCUGCCACCACUUCCGCCGGAGGGCACAGCCAGCCGCGACCAUCGCCCCCGUAUUCUGGCAAUCUGGCAGAGCGGGUCAUCCAGAUGAUCCAUUUGCGCCAUCCGUCAAGUGCACACAACGUCAGUGGGGCGAGUGGGUCAACCGGUAGCGUGGUGCAUUUCCCACCCACCGGUACGCAGUAUCACCACCAGCAGCACCCGGGCAGCUAUCAGUAUUUCAAUGCACAUCCAGCACCACCGAGCUACGAGCUCGUGCGGCCCAUCAACAAUUUCCCUCCACCGAGGCCUUACCUUGCGCCAGCCUUAACGACCACCAAGGCCCCGUACGUCGCGCCGUUUUUGCUAAAAACAUCGACGUCCACGACGACGACGACCCCUGUUCCGGCCGUGGCACCGGGUAAAAGGCCAGGACAGGCACCGACCGUACGACCCCCGUACGUGGCACCAGCCGUCACCAACGACCCGCUCCUCAACUCGGUUUCCCUCGCCAACCAGCUCAAGUACACCUCGACUCGACCAGCCACGUCCAACGGUGCCGCCGGUGCGAACUCGCAACAACCCUACGAACCCGAGUUCGACAUCGACAUUCGGAUCGAUCUGCGCGACGACUCCGCGUAG
Molecule: messenger RNA, 987 nt
Organism: Anopheles coustani
Lineage: Eukaryota; Metazoa; Arthropoda; Insecta; Diptera; Culicidae
Exons: 2
Coding region: 1-987 (328 amino acids)
Source: RefSeq, a predicted model, not a curated record